Molecule: messenger RNA, 1603 nt
Organism: Ixodes scapularis (black-legged tick)
Lineage: Eukaryota; Metazoa; Arthropoda; Arachnida; Ixodida; Ixodidae
Product: transforming growth factor-beta-induced protein ig-h3-like
Exons: 7
Coding region: 116-1603 (495 amino acids)
Biological process (GO): extracellular matrix organization; cell adhesion
Cellular component (GO): extracellular matrix
Molecular function (GO): cell adhesion molecule binding
Source: RefSeq, a predicted model, not a curated record
GGCUCUCACUCCACGAGAGAAAGAAGCGUUCGAGGCCCAUCUGGAGGACAACCUUCUGCAGCACGUCGUCCGGGGACGAGCCAAAAUCCACGAAGUCGAGCCGCAGCUGCCAAACAUGCAGGGGGGAUUCCUCCACGUGAACCGAUACUCCAACGGGAUCACGACGGUGAACUGCGUGCCCGUGCUGCGACGUGACCACGAGGCCACCGACGGUCUCGUGCACCUGCUGGAAGGCAUCCUGUCCCCGGCGUCCACAGCGAGCCUUCCGCAGCUGCUGAUGGAGGAUGGCCGGUUCCGGGAGAUGGCUCGAAUGAUGCUCCGCUCCGAGGCCCUCGUGGCCCAGCUGCGACGAGAACCGGGGCCUUUCACGCUGCUGGCGCCCUCCGACGAGGCCUUCCAGGCCAUGCCACCGGGACAGCUGCAGAGGAUCAGCCAGGACCUCAACGUCACCGCGGGUAAUAAAAAGGACCUAGAAUGGCACGUUAACAGCACCAAACCAACACCGCCCUGGAUAAACUUCAAUUCAAUUCUUGCCCUUGUUUCAAACCUGCGGACGCAACUCUCUGCUGCCGCAGACUUGAUCCGCAACCACGUCGUGCCGCGAUCGCUGUGCGCCCCGGCGAUCAUCGCUGAGCACCGCGUGAAGAGCCUGAGCGGGGACAAGCUGGAGCUGAGUUGCAACGCCAGCGGCGUCUACGCGAACGAGCACCGCUUCACCGGCGAGAUGAUGCUCGGAGGCAACGGACACAUCUCCGUCCUUACGGGCAUCCUCAUGACCGACAAAGCUCGCAGUUUGGUCGACCUGAUGGCCCAACGGUCGGACCGCUUGUCCACGUUCGUGUCCCUGCUGGCCGACUCCGGUCUGGCAUCCGAGCUCUCCGAGGGAAGCUUCACCGUCUUCGCACCCACCGACGAUGCCUUCGAGCGUGUGUUCCUGCCCACGGACUCUGAAGCCCUCAAGAAGCUCCUCCAGCGCCACCUGGUGCCCGAUCGGAAAAUCAUGAGCGAGUCCUUCUGGGACGAUGCAAAGCUGGACACCCUGGAAGGUGGGGCAACGCUGCGUCUCAAGGUGUACCGAAAGAGCCUAGGAGUGGACACGGCCAUCAUCACGGAGUCCGACGUGGAAGGUCACAAUGGCGUGGUGCACGUCGUCAAUCGAGUGCUCGAGCCACCGCAGGGCAGCGUCAUGGAAGUCCUGGAGAAAGACGACCGCUUCAGUUUGUUCGCCCAGGCUCUAAAACGUGCACGGGAGCUACAGCUGGUGAACAACUACACUCAGACCGUCUUCGCACCCACCAAUGAAGCGCUGAGCGACUACGCCACUGACCUUGAGAACCCAAGUAUCCUCGAAAAUGUGGUGCUCAGCCACAUCGUGGAUGGCCUGGUGCCCACGGGCUCGUUCCAGUCCCCGAAGCUGAGCUACGACCUGGUCAGCGAGCGAGCCCACCCACUCCGCGUGCGGAUGCGUGGCUCCAACUUGACCGUGAAUGGGGUGCACGUCCUUCGACCGGACCUGUUGGCCAGGGACGGCAUCGUGCACUGCGUCAACGGAGUGCUGCUGCCGCCCAGCACGGAGCCAGGGAAGGGCGCCGGAGGCAACUAG